CGCCGGACUCACCUGUCAGACCGCACGAGGAGGAGCGAGACUCUCACCGUGUUCCUGAGGAGUCAGAGCAGAAGUUCGGGAAAGUCACUGAAGAGAACCUCUUCCUCCGGUGCCGUUGUCUCGUCCUGAUGAAGACUCACCUGAACUGACGACGACGGCUUCCGGUGAAGAGCAGGAGGCUUCCGGUGGAGAGGAGGCCGGAGGUCAGUCGCUGGCCGGAGUCAUGCCGCUGCGUGGUGCGUUCACUGCCCUCCUCCUCCUGAUGAGCGCACCCACCACUGGGUUCGGUCUCAUGUCUCCAGCUGCAGUUCCAAGUCCGACCAACGUGCACGUGACCUGCCACAACCUCCGCACCACCGUCAGCUGGGACUACGACCGCCAGCAGCCGCCGACCCGCUUCACGGUGGAGGUCAACGGGUCAGACGGGACCCAGGAGAAUGAAACCACAGAGCUGGAGUUCGACCUGAGCCCGUUCGUCUGGGCGUCUAAGGAACGCUACCUGGGCCUCCACUACGUCACCGUCAGGGCCGUCCAGGGAGGCCGCCUGCGCUCUCUGCCUGUGAAAUCAAAAACGUUCAGCUUCAGUGACGAAAGGCAGGCGUAUACAGUCUGUGCUUUAGAUUUCCCCCCGGUGAACGUGGCGGCGGAGGACUCGGCCACCAGCGUCACGUUCCAGAAUCCCUUCCACUUCUACAAGGAACUGAAACAGGCCGACAAGCGGGACGACGCCUUCUUUGAAUUCAACGUCACUGUGGAUCAGGUGGAUUAUAAAUCCCUUUGCAGUCUGACGCAGGCCAUCUGCAGAUACGACGUCCCGUUCUCGGACGGCGCCGAGCGGUGCGUCACGCUGAAAGGAUGGUUGAAUCCCGGGAACCGCAUCGAGUACGUGGGGUUCAGAAAGUCCGACCUCAUCUGCCCCUCUGCGCCCACCGGCGGCCAUGUGGUGACGCUCGCGGUCCUGCUGAGUGUCCUCUUCCUCACAGUCAGUGUGCUAACAGUUAGCAUCUGUGCGGUGAAAGCCUGGAGACUGAAGCCCACCCACCCCGACGCUCUGGACUUCCCAGGGCCACUCUUGGGCGAGCACCACAUGAAGUUCAACAACGUGCCCAGAGAGGAGAUCAGUCCCGUCACAGUGACGAGGGUCGGCCCGGAGGACGGGAUGGUGCGGGGCGACGGCCCCGGGACGGACAAGGACUCUGCGGACGACUCGGAGAGGACCUUGUGUGUCGUUGGGGUCGAGGCGGAGCAAGAGCAGGGGGAAGCCAUGGGGCACUAUGACCGCCCGCACGCUCUGCGGGAGGAGGACAUGGGCAACGGAGACAUGGUGGAUUGUUACUGCGAGAGGUAGAAGACACCGUCAGAGGGUCUCGGUCUGGGACGUUUGUAUCGUGACGGUUUUAUACCGAGACGAGCGGAGGACCCCCUCGGCCAGACCCUCGGCCCGGCCCUCGGCCCGACCCUCGGCCCGACCCUCGGCCCGGCCCUCGGCCCGACCCUCGGCCCGGCCCUCGGCCAGACCCUCGGCCCGGCCCUCGGCCAGACCCUCGGCCCGGCCCUCGGCCCGACCCUCGGCCCGGCCCUCGGCCCGACCCUCGGCCAGACCCUCGGCCAGACCCUCGGCCAGACCCUCACAGAGCGGCGACACAAAGACCAUUAGACAAAUGUCCGCGCCGCAAACAUUCUGGAGAGUGCGACUUUUCACCGAUAAUAAAAAAGCUCAAGUCGCUUUUUCCUCCGACCUUCUGACAUCAGUCAACUCUGCCGUUUCUCUCAGGGAAAGAAAAAAACCCGGCGGUUUCUUCUCAGCUGCUGCGUCGCCACGACGACGCCACCAACCGCAUGUCAGAUACAGAAUGUGGAAGAAGAACUGCAGAUGAAUCAAUUGUUUUUGUAUUUGUUGAAACUGUGGCUCUGUGUGUGUUAAAGGGACAGUUCAACCAAAUGACAAACACUCUCCCUCUAGUAUCCAGUCACUUUUGGUUUGAAUUUUUCACACGUCUAAUAUGUCAGGCACCGUCCUCACACAGUGAGCCUGAGUGAUAUUUGGAUGAAUAAUAAUGUUCAACACAUACUCAGAGGAACUAUUGUUCUUUUCAGCAGACUAUUCAUUAUAAUGUGGGGAAUGUCCAGAGCAAACAAGUACAUGUAUUUUUGCGUAGAGAUUUUGAUUUUGACGCCACAUGGAUGAAAAACAAACGGUCUCCAAGGCCGAGUGCUUCUCCAGGUAAAUCUCCAUGAACUGUCCCUUUAAGACACCAACUUGUUAUAUCUGUUUUAUGAUGUAGAUGAAACCCGAGCAGCUCAUAGGAGCCUGGACUCUGACUGCAGGUUUGCAGGCGUCGUAAAUACCUGUCAAUCCUGCUGACGGCGCCGCGCCCCAGUCGAUUGUCUCCACUGCUGUCGGGCAACAACAACAUGGGACCUGCAGAACUGGCUGUCAGAUGUCGUGAACUUUGUAUCAUCAUUGUUUAACUGUGCGGAUUAUUUGCUUUGUCCCUUUUGUUUUAUUAACAUGUCUUAUUGAUUCACAUUAAAGACAUUUUUAGAAUAAAUUGUUCCAAUUUG
Scophthalmus maximus (turbot) is the source of this 2565-nucleotide messenger RNA. It is a transcript of the gene ifngr1, whose product is annotated as interferon gamma receptor 1. Bases 224 to 1348 code for a protein of 374 amino acids. The transcript has 7 exons. NCBI's taxonomy places the organism in Eukaryota, Metazoa, Chordata, Actinopteri, Pleuronectiformes, Scophthalmidae. The record is from RefSeq and is a predicted model, not a curated record. Gene Ontology annotation, molecular function: protein binding.